Messenger RNA from Fundulus heteroclitus (mummichog), 1399 nucleotides. RefSeq names its product arrestin domain-containing protein 4. Gene Ontology annotation, biological process: protein transport. The transcript has 7 exons. Gene Ontology annotation, cellular component: cytoplasm; plasma membrane. Bases 76 to 1215 code for a protein of 379 amino acids. NCBI's taxonomy places the organism in Eukaryota, Metazoa, Chordata, Actinopteri, Cyprinodontiformes, Fundulidae. The record is from RefSeq and is a predicted model, not a curated record.
ACGCGUUUACCUUGGGGUUUGGUUUCCUCAUUUAGCGUUCCUGUUGGAGUUUGGUCUAAACCCUCCUCAGUCACGAUGACGACGAUAAAGAAAAUCGAAAUUACUUAUAACGCGAUCAAUGCCAACAACACUUUUACAAACGGUGACGUGGUUUGUGGCCAGGUAACCGUGGAAAUGGCCAAGGACUGCCAGAUCGACUCCCUCUACAUCAAGUUUAAGGGGAAAGCGGAGGUCCGGUGGACGGAGAGGCACGGCCAGACCACCCAUGUGUACCACUCCAAGGAUAAGUACUUCAGCGUGCGCCAGUACUUCAUCAGAGACAAAAACAGCAAGGAUGACCAGAAAACACUGGUCGUAAACCAAAGUGGAGAAACCUACUCCAGCGUUGUGCCUCCAGGAAUCCAUGUGUACCCAUUCUCCUUUCAAUUCCCUCACCAAAAUAUUCCCUCCUCCUUUAAAGGUGCGGACGGUAAAAUCAUAUACUUGUUGGAGGCGGUUUUGAGCAGAUCAAUGAGGAUGGACAGUAAGGAAUCAAUCGCAAUGAACUUUGUGGCAAAAGGAGACCUGAACCCAGUCCCUGGGAUAAUGGAACCCCAACACGAAUCUAAGGAUAAGAAAAUGAAACUUUUCACCUCAGGAACUGUUGCCAUGGAUGUAAAUCUGGAGAAGUCUGGCUUUUUCCAAGGUGAAGGAUUAAAGGUUGUGGCGUUUAUUAAAAACGAUUCAUCUCGUGAGAUCAAGCCCAAGUACUGCAUAUACAGGAAGCACAGCUUCUUUGCCCGAGGGAAGAGAAGAGUCCACACUAAGGAUCUAAUUAAGGAUGUUGGAACGCUCAUCCCUCCGUCAGCCUCAGAAAAUGUCACAAAGGUUAUCCCCAUUCCUCAGGAUGCGGAGCCCUCAAUCCUCAACUGCAGCAUCAUCAAAGCAGAGCACAGGCUCAGGGUCUACCUUGAUGUUAAGUAUGCUUCUGACCCAGAGAUCAAGUUUAACAUCUUCAUCCUGCCAGCCCCUCAGGUUCCUGCUAUGGCCACAGCGCCACCUGCUGCUUCUGACUUUGGAAAUGCGUUCUAUGGAAACUAUGGGAAUCCAAACCCUCCCAUGUGGGGCUUUGGACCUCCACAAGCACCAGCAGGGUCUCAGCCUGGAGGUCCUCCACCUAACUAUGCGACAUAUGGAAUGUACCCUCCUCUGAAUGAUUUUUCAAAUAAAUAUUAAAAACCUUUAGUGAUGCCUUUUUAAGGAGGACAAAUAUACAGUCAAAAGUAACACUUUUUAGGUAUACAGGAAAUGUAUUCCAAAUUAUUUGAUAUUCUGUCACUCUAUCUUUAUCUAGAAUAAAUGAAAUAUGAAUUGUACUGAGAUACAACUUACCUUAAUAAAUGUGUAUAUUUCUAAUAAA